AUGAAGAUCUACCUCAGCUUUUAUUUUCUUUGUAAAUGGACGCGUCUGUGCGCUUUUACUGAGACUGCGUAGGUCGUCUUUGCAAUACUGGGAUUUUUUGGCAGCAGUAGCACUUAAUAGCUUAUAUAUUUAGCUGCAUCUUUUUAAAUAUUAUUUUCACAACAAAUGUGCCUCCCUGUGCGCCUCAGCUGCACCAAAGUUUAGAUUGUAAUGUAAGACGUUGCCAUUUUGGACUACUUGAAUACGGGCCCCCAGUCAGUUGAGCAGUAGCUGUGCACCAGUUGUGUCAGGGGCGCGGUCUGCCCUGUGGCUCCCUGCUGCUUUGCUUUGGUGUUGGUGGCUGUGGAGUUAGGACGGAGCGCCUCAUUCAUCCACUGCGGCGGAUAUGGCGGACGCGGCGGAGUGCACUAUCAAGGUGGUGUGCCGGUUUAGGCCACUGAACAGCGCCGAGGUAGCCCGGGGAGACAAGUACAUCCCGAAGUUUCAGGGGGAGGACUGUGUGCAGAUUGCGGGUAAACCGUACUACUUUGACCGUGUGUUCCAGUCCAACACAACUCAGGUUCAAUUCUACAACGCUGUUGCCCAGAAGAUUGUCAAAGAUGUUUUGGAAGGAUACAACGGGACAAUAUUUGCCUACGGGCAGACAUCUUCUGGCAAAACACACACGAUGGAGGGGAAACUUCAUGACCCAGAAAUGAUGGGAAUCAUUCCGAGGAUUGUGGAGGACAUCUUCAACUACAUUUACUCCAUGGACGAGAACCUGGAGUUUCACAUCAAAGUUUCAUAUUUUGAAAUCUAUCUGGACAAAAUCAGGGACUUGUUGGACGUAACAAAGAAGAACCUUUCUGUGCACGAGGACAAGAACAGGGUUCCCUAUGUCAAGGGGUGUACCGAGCGUUUUGUGUGCAGUCCUGCGGAGGUCAUGGACUCCAUAGACGAAGGCAAAAACAACCGACACGUGGCUGUCACAAACAUGAACGAGCACAGCUCCCGGAGUCACAGCAUCUUCCUCAUCAACAUCAAGCAGGAAAACACUCAGACUGAUCAGAAACUUACCGGCAAGCUCUACCUCGUCGACCUAGCCGGGAGUGAAAAAGUGGGCAAAACAGGAGCAGAAGGCACGGUGCUGGAUGAGGCCAAGAUGAUCAACAAGUCGUUGUCUGCACUGGGGAAUGUCAUCUCAGCUUUGGCAGAGGGUUCGGCCUACGUUCCAUACAGGGACAGUAAGAUGACCAGGAUCCUGCAGGACUCCUUGGGAGGAAACUGUCGGACGACCAUGGUCAUCUGCUGCUCUCCUUCCUCGUUCAACGAUGCAGAGACCAGGUCUACGUUGCUGUUUGGACAGAGAGCAAAGACCAUCAAGAACACGGUGUGUCUGAACGUGGAGCUGACCGCGGAGCAAUGGAAGAAAAAGUGGGAGAAGGAGAAAGAGAAAAACAAAACGCUGAAAACCACAGUCACCUGGCUGGAGAACGAGCUCAACCGCUGGAGGAAGGGAGAGAGUGUGCCAGUGGAGGAGCAGUUUGACAAAGAAAAGGCCAAAGAAGAGGCGCAGGCCCUGGACACUGCACUCAACAACGAUAAGGCUGCUCCUAAUCCCGCCCUGAGCAGCCUGCCUGCAGUCAAACUCACAGAUGCAGAGAGAGUGAAGUACGAGGCGGAGAUGGCCAAGCUGUACAAAGAGCUGGAUGACAAGGAUGAUGAGAUUAACCAGCAGUCUCAGUUGGUUGAGAAGCUGAACCAGCAGAUGUUGGACCAGGAGGAGUUGUUGUCCUCCUCUCGCCGUGACCACGACGUCCUGCAGACAGAGUUAAACAGGCUCCUGGCAGAGAAUGAAGCCUCCAAGGAGGAGGUGAAGGAGGUGCUGCAGGCCCUGGAGGAGCUGGCCGUCAACUACGACCAGAAGAGUCAAGAGGUUGAGGACAAGACAAAGGAGUUUGAGGCUCUAAGCGAGGAGCUGAAUCAGAAAUCUAGCUCCUUGGCCUCCAUUGACUGUGAGCUCCAGAAACUGAAGGAGAUGACCAACCACCAGAAGAAGAGGGUGACGGAGAUGAUGUCGUCUCUGCUCAAAGACCUGGCUGAGAUAGGCAUCGCAGUGGGAAGCAAUGACAUUAAGCAACAAGAGAGCAGCGGCCUCAUAGACGAAGAGUUCACCGUGGCCCGUCUCUACAUCAGUAAGAUGAAAUCUGAGGUGAAGACGAUGGUGAAGCGUAGCAAGCAGCUGGAGAGCACCCAGGCUGAGAGCUCCCAGAAGCUGGACGACACCGAGAGGGAGCUGACUGCCUGCCAGCUCCGCAUCUCCCAGUAUGAAGCUAAAAUCAAGUCCCUGACAGACUGCCUCCAGAAUGCGGAGCAGAAGAAAAGACAGCUGGAGGAAAAUGUGGACUCUCUCAAUGAGGAAAUAGUUCGGAUCAAAGCCCAGGACUUUCUCCUUCCAGAGAAAGUUAACGCCAUGGAGAAGGAGAAUGAGAUCCAGUCUGCCAAUGAAGUAAAGGAAGCGGUGGAGAAGCAGAUCCAGUAUCACAGAGACACCCAUCAGAGGCAGAUCAGCAGCCUGAGGGAUGAGCUGGACAAAAAGGAGAAGCUCAUCAUGGAGCUGCAGGAUCUAAACCAGAAGAUCAUGCUGGAGCAGGAGACGCUGAGAGUGGAGCAUGAAAAACUCAAGACCUCUGACCAGGAGAAGAGCCGCCAGCUGCAAGAGCUCACGGCGAUGCAGGACAGACAGGAGCUGGCCAGACAGGACCUGAAGGGACUGGAGGAGACUGUGGCCCGAGAGCUGCAGACACUCCACAACCUGAGGAGGCUAUUUGUCCAAGACCUGUCCACAAGGGUGAAAAAGAAUGCACAUAUGGACUCAGAUGAAGCAGAUGGCAGCGCUGCCCAGAAACAAAAGAUCCGCUUCUUGGAGAGCAACCUUGAGCAGUUAACUAAAGUUCACAAGCAGCUAGUGCGGGACAAUGCUGACCUUCGUUGUGAGAUCCCUAAAAUGGAGAAGCGCCUGCGGGCCACCGCUGAGCGGGUCAAAGCCCUGGAGGCCGCCCUGAAGGAGGCCAAAGAGAACGCGGCACGCGACCGUAAGCGCUACCAGCAGGAGAUGGAGCGCAUUAAGGAUACCGCCAAGCCCAAAAACAUGGGCAGGAGAGCCUCGAUAGCCAAGCCCAUCCGACCAGGCCAGCUGCCAGGAGUCUCUCUCUUGAACGCCAGCGUCAACAGCUUCUGAGGAUGCAGACAGACGUCCAAACUUAAAGCCAAAGCCCCAGACCAACACUAAACUUUCACCAGGAACCACUGCACCAUUCAUCCAAUGGCAUGUUAAAAUGUGUAUAUACUGUAUAUAAGUGCAGUCUAGGUUGUGCAGCGUCUCGUCUUUAAAACUUUUAGACUCAGGCUUAUCAAAACUUGAGACUGAGACUGCUCUGCCCAGAAUAUGACAAGUCAUUGUUGUGCCUUUCUUUUACAUGCUCAGCUGUCAGUAACUUAUGAAGAUAUUAGGCUAACAUGAAUGUACGUAUCAGACCUUGAUGAACCUACUGGACAAAAGAACAUUACUAAAAACCUGGCUGAACACUAGCAACAUUCCUCUUAGUUUCCGCUUAUUUUUUUUUUUUUGCUUUUUGACUGGUCAAUAUAUGAUGGUGAUGAUGAUUAUUAUAUAUUAUUUUUUAUGCAACAGUUGCAAAUAACACAUUUCAAGAAUGAAAUGAUUAAAUGAAAGAUUUAAACGUUUAAAUCUAAUAAGUUAUAUUGCACUGAGUUUGCGCAGUUGCCCUGCAGCACCUGUACCGUACCGUACAGAGAUCUCUCAGUGAUGCACUUCUGCCAAUGCAGCAUUAUUGUUAUGUGCAGAUAGUUAUAAAUAUCUGUCUAUAUUUUGGUUGGUCAAAAUGAUACUGCAGUUUUUUUUUCUUUAAGUGAAGAAGAACUGUGGCGUCACUACACUGUAGACCUCAAACGACUUUUUGUUCUCACGCCCUGCAUAUUUUUUUUUUUUUUAUCUCCCUGGUUUCCCAGUAACAUUUUCCUUUAUUUAAAUAUCUUAAAAAGCCACUAACUCCUCGGCUUCCCUCGGACUAUUUGACACUGGAACAGCACUCUCGCAUUUCAUGUCCAGGAAGGCAGAUGUUUUUAUCACUUCAACUGAAGGCACUUUUCAUGUCGUGCUGAAAUUAGCCUGUUGCUGCGGCGCGCUUCCACUUAUGGUUUUCUGUACACCGGGUCUUCAAAUUUUUAUUCUAGACAUAAUAAAUUGAAACUUGAAAGCA
Mugil cephalus (flathead mullet) is the source of this 4262-nucleotide messenger RNA. Its product is annotated as kinesin-1 heavy chain-like. Bases 386 to 3220 code for a protein of 944 amino acids. The record is from RefSeq and is a predicted model, not a curated record. The transcript is spliced from 26 exons. Gene Ontology annotation, molecular function: microtubule binding; ATP binding; microtubule motor activity. Gene Ontology annotation, biological process: microtubule-based movement. NCBI's taxonomy places the organism in Eukaryota, Metazoa, Chordata, Actinopteri, Mugiliformes, Mugilidae.